AUGACCGCCAAGCAGGACGCGCUUUCCUGGAAAGGUGACCUGGAAAGAACACCCGAGCGCGAUUCCUGCCACAAAAAGGCUGCUGCUGUUGGGAGAGUCCUUGUAGCGAUGCUAUUUGCAAGCAAGCUCUGUGAGCACGCCGGCGUUUGGCAAAGGCUGAGAGACGGCGGCCAGGAGCGCGUCCCGUUCCGGAGCAGUCCCGCCGCGGGCCGCAGGGUGGUGCUCCUGGCCAAGGCGGCGGCGAGCGGCUGCGGGCGGGGAGGCGGCCGAGCCCAGUACAACGCAGCGCAGCGCAGCCGGGAGGCGGCGACGAACGGUCCUCCGCGCCGUCCUCCGCAGCAUCCGCUGGCCGUCCCGGACGGCCGCGCUGCGGGCCGCCAGCCGGCCUCGGCGAGAGGGAGAGAGGGAGGCCGCGAGGGAGGGCGCCCGCCGCUUCCCGCCGCGCUGCUGCCGGGCGCCGCUUCCCGCGGAGGACUGCGGCACACGGAGGGUGUCCGCCGCCCCGCCAUGGCGUCUGCAAGGCAAGUGCUUUGUGUGUGUGCUUUGCUGUGCGUGCCGCGCGUUCGCUGCGAGCCCAUCCGCUACUCCGUAGCCGAGGAGGGGGAGAGCGGCUCCGUGGUGGCCAACGUGGCGGAGGACGCGGGGCUGACCCCGGCGCAGCUCUCGGCUCGCCGGGCACGCAUUGCCUCACCGGCCGGCCGGCAGCACUUUCGCUUAGAGCGCGCCACCGGCCGCCUCGUCCUGGCGGAGCGGCUCGAUCGCGAGGAGAUGUGCGGCCGCUCGCUUACCUGCACGCUCGCCUUCGAGCUCCUGCUCGAAAACCCGCUGCAGUUCUUUCGGGUCGAGGUGGCCGUGGAGGACGUCAACGACCACUCGCCGGUCUUUCCCGAGGAACGAGUCACUUUUCAGAUCCCGGAAAGGGGCGACCCUGGCUCGCGAUUCCCCGUGGAGGCGGCUCAGGACUUGGACGUUGGCAGCAACAGCAUCCAGGCUUACAGCAUCGCUCCCGAGAAUGAGUACUUCAGUGUUUCUUUCGGGACUCACAGUGACGAUGACAAGUAUGUCGACUUAGUCUUAGAUCAAACACUAGACAGAGAGGAGCAGCCAGAGUUGCUUUUCAGUCUCAUUGCUACAGACGGUGGCUCUCCACCUAGGAGCGGGAGCACCCAAAUUCAUAUCAUAGUUCUAGAUGUAAAUGAUAAUGCUCCUACCUUCACACAGAAGCUUUACAUUGGUCGGGUUUUGGAAAAUGCCCCAAUGGGCUCUGUGGUUCUCAGUGUCGUGGCUACUGAUCCAGAUGUGGGACUGAAUGGUGACAUCUCCUAUAGGUUCAGCAAUGUUCUUGGGGACAUCCAGUCCACAUUCACAAUUGACACCAAGAGUGGUGAAAUUCGAGUCGCAAAGUCCCUGGACUUCGAGGGCACACAGAAAUAUGAGCUCAGUGUGCGGGCAACUGAUGGUGGGGGCCUCUCGGCACUCUGCAAGGUGUUGGUGGAGGUGGUGGAUAUGAAUGACAAUUCACCGGAGCUGGUGGUCAGUUCCUUCAGCAGCCCCGUCCCUGAGAAUGCAGAGCCUGGGACAGUGGUCGCCCUCUUUGCUGUGAGAGACCAGGAUUCUGGUGUGAAUGGGGAGAUCACCUGUGCCCUUGAAGACCAGCUCUCCUUCUCCCUAAGGCCAGCCUAUAAGAAUUACUAUGAGCUAUUGACCGUGAGCACAUUGGACCGUGAGGAGACAGCUCAGUACCUUGUAGUCAUCACAGCGGCAGACGCAGGGUCUCCUCCCCUCACCACUACCCAGACAUUCACAGUGGACAUCUCCGAUGUCAAUGACAAUGCACCUGUUUUCAACCAGACAUCAUACACCAUGUAUGUGCGAGAGAACAAUGUCCCUGCAGUGCUUGUUGGGGCUGUCAGUGCAGUGGACUCAGAUGCAGGACCCAAUGCCAAGGUGAUCUAUUCCCUGAGGCCUGUGCACCCUGCAGAGCGGGACUCCUGCUCCUGCAUCUCCGUGAACUCAGAGAACGGACAUGUGUUUGUGCUGCGUCCACUGGACUAUGAGCAGGUGAGGCAGCUUGAGGUGCUGGUGAGUGCCACCGAUGCGGGGUCCCCUCCCCUCAGCACCAAUGUCACUGUCCGCCUCCUCGUUGUGGACGAGAACGACAAUGCCCCACUGGUGUUGCACCCUGCACAGGACAGCAGCCCGCCAUCCAGUGAGCUGGUGCCAGCCUCGUCUGAGGUGGGGGACCUGGUCACCAAAGUGGUGGCUAUUGAUGCCGACUCUGGUCAGAACUCAUGGCUUUCCUUCCACCUUCUAAGGGCUACAGAUCCUGGGCUGUUUGCAGUGGGUACCCAAAAUGGGGAGGUACGGCUGAGAAGGCUAGUGACAGAGAGGGAUGCCAUGAAGCAGAAGCUCGAGGUGCUGGUGCGUGACAAUGGGAGGCCAUCACUGUCAGCCACUGCAGCACUGAGCAUACUCCUCCUCAACGGCCUCUCACAGGAACACCUGCCACAGCAGGAGGUGGCUGUGCAAGAUGAAGACAGCUCCCUGACAAUCUUUUUAAUCAUUUCACUGGUCUUUGUCUCCCUCCUCUUCCUCACAUCUGUCGCAGCCUUUGUUGCUUGCAAGGUGUGCAAGAGAAAGGAGCUGAAAGGAGGGCACGUGCUGUAUGGCACAGGCAACUUGCAGAGCAGUCUGGCUGAUGGGGCUGCUGCUGGGACCCUGCCCCACACCUAUUGCUACGAGAUCAACCUGACCACGGGCUCAGGCAACAGCGAGUUCAAGUUCCUGAAGCCCAUCCUCCCCAGCCUGCCACCACAGCACUCUGGCACAGGCAGGGGUGUUGAUGGUGCAGAGGAUUUCCCACCAGUCCCUAACUCCAUGGGGGAUGCAGCCCUGGACAUCUCUGGUCCACCAUCUGUUGGACACUUUAAUGGGCUUCCCUUUAACUAG
Messenger RNA from Cygnus atratus (black swan), 2949 nucleotides. Its product is annotated as protocadherin beta-15-like. Gene Ontology annotation, molecular function: calcium ion binding. The record is from RefSeq and is a predicted model, not a curated record. The transcript has a single exon. Gene Ontology annotation, cellular component: plasma membrane. NCBI's taxonomy places the organism in Eukaryota, Metazoa, Chordata, Aves, Anseriformes, Anatidae. Gene Ontology annotation, biological process: homophilic cell-cell adhesion. The coding region runs from base 1 to 2949 and encodes 982 amino acids.